AUGGUUCCUUCCUCUUCAUUGUUUGGCAUCGCACUUGUAAUGCCUAUCUCACUAUCAACACCUCCGGUGAUCUCGUUAUCAAUGAGAAGAGAGGAAAGAAGGGAAGAUUAUUGCUCACCCGUCCUACCAUGUUAUAGAGCUGCCCCUUCCUCCUCCAUCCUUCAGGAACCACCGUGCUGGAGAUGGAUAACACCUUUAGUAUAGUUGGGUGGUGAUGUAGCAGCAGCAGGGGCCGGCCAAACCGGGCUCGGGGAGGGCGAAAACCAGGGAAGAGAGGCGCGCAGCCAAACCGCCCGACGGCGCGCGCACCACGCGCCCCCCGCAGUCCCCGGACACGUGUCACCCCCUCGCCACGUCGCGUCCAUGCGGGCCCCACCCCCCACCCCCCACGAACCACUCCCCCCAACCCCAACCCCUCUUCUUCUACCUCCCUCCUCCUCUUCCCUCUCCUCCUCCUCCCUUCCCAUGAUCGGUGAUGGUGAUGGCUAGCGCCGGCGUCAACAUGCCGGGUGGCGAUGGGGACCACCCCCCCGCGGCCGCCCAGGAAUGCCACCGCCUGCGCAGGCGCCGCUACGUCCCCGCCGCCGCCGCCGCGUCCGAGGACGGGGACAACAGCAGCAACGGUGGGGGCGAGAAGAGGAGCCUCCCGGCCUCCUCCGCGUCGCCGUCCCCGUCCCCGACCUCGUCGGCGGCUUCCUCCGACUGCUCGUCCGACCGCGACGACGACGGGUGCUCCUCCACCGCCGGCGCCGCGGCGCGGCGGCUCCCGCUCCCGUCCGGGGCGUCGACGGCGGCCGCGGUGUGGCCCGUCGCGUUCGGGUCCGUCUCGCUCGCGGGGCGGAUGCGCGACAUGGAGGACGCCGUCUCGCUCCGGCCCUCCUUCUGCACCUGGCUCGACGGCUCGCCGAUGCACUUCUUCGCCGUCUUCGACGGCCAUGGCGGCCCCCAUGUGUCCGCGCUGUGCCGGGAGCAAAUGCACGUGAUCGUGGCGGAGGAGAUGGUGGCGGAGGCGGCGGCGCUGCGGCAGCGGCAACCGGCGGCGAUGGAGGAGGAGGAGGAGGAGAGGGCCUGGCGGGCGGCGCUGUCGCGGAGCUUCGGCCGGGUGGACGCGCUGGCGGCGGUGGCGUGCGCGUGCGGGCGCGCCAGUGCCGGCGUGCCGUGCCCGCUGUCGGGGCAGACGGGCGCCAUCAUCGGCUCCACCGCCGUCGUCGCCCUCCUCGUCCGCGACCGCCUCGUCGUCUCCAACUGCGGCGACUCCCGCGCCGUCCUCUGCCGCGCCGGCGACCCCCUCCCCCUCUCCUCCGACCACAAGCCGGACCGGCCGGACGAGAAGGCGCGGAUCGAGGCGGUGGGUGGCCGGGUGGUGUACCUCAACGGGCCGAGGGUGCGUGGCAUCCUCGCCAUGUCGCGAGCAUUAGGUAAUGUCAUCGUCAUCAUCAUUGAUCUAAAUUCUGUCUGCAGGCACUAUCUUUGUGUGUUGUGUUUGCUACUCUGCUGUAGAAGAACUGAAAUUGCCUGUGUCCUGGGCUACAAUGUCUUGGCUGCUAGCUGCACACAUGAUUCACUUAAGACCACAUGAUACAGCUAGCAGUGGGUGGCACAAUCUGAAUGUUUGCGUAGCUAGCUAGCUUUGGAUAGAACUUGGAGCCACAAUAAAACCAAUUUCUGUCGCUCACGUGUUCGUCUUGGCGUGGGUUUUGAUUUCACGCGGAAACAUGUACUCAAUGAGUAAAUGUUUCGAAAAGAAGUCUGCUAAGAGCAGGUACAAUAGUAGGCUAUAAGCCAGCUGCAAACAUAUUUUAAGAAGAUAAAUAAGGAGAGAGAAGAGUAGCAGAUUACAGAUUUGUAGCCAGCUAUAGCACAG
Messenger RNA from Oryza sativa Japonica Group (Japanese rice), 1864 nucleotides. NCBI's taxonomy places the organism in Eukaryota, Viridiplantae, Streptophyta, Magnoliopsida, Poales, Poaceae. The record is from RefSeq and is a predicted model, not a curated record.